AUAUUGACUGAUGGUCUUUGACAAGAUAUUUUGUAUGUCUUCUGCUAUUAAUUCGUCGAGUGGUCAAUAAUUAUUUUGAACGAUUCUAAGUUUUCUUCUCACAUCUCCUUCUGGUUGUCACACAUUUCUAGUAAAAAUGGAUUACGAUAUCAAAACUCCCAUAGUAAUACCAGGCAAUGUGAUCAAGAGGAAAAGCCUCCCUUCAUCAGCAAUCAAAGAAAAGCCAUCGAUAGCAUUGUAAGCCGACUAGUGACCAUACAAGAAUCACUUAAACUAACAAAUACGAAGCCAAUCCCCAGAUUAUGACCCAACCGAACCACCACCGUAUCUAAAAGACCCCUAUCCCGAAGAAAAGGAUAUCUCCGACACUAUCUUCAUCAAUCCAACCAUCACAUCCACUCCCUCUACCCCCUCUACCCCCUCUACCCCUUCCUUUCCCCUGGAUAGACUCGUCAUCCCGACCAAAACCGAUUCCCUAGCCUCCGGCUUCCCCUAUCAUCAACGUCUCCGCGAUUACCGCGUCACACACGAUGAAUGGCAUAUCUUCACCAACGAGAUUGUCAAAGCCGCGAGUCUAAGCUUAACGGAAGACUGGGCCGCCUGGACUGCAGGUAUUUCUACCGGUGUACUUAGCACCGGACUUCUAGUAUUCGGGGGUCCUAUCGCGGGAUAUUACACGGGACGCUCGGUGCACAGAAAGAAGGUCCUUGAUAAAGUCAAGGAUGGAUUAAUGCAUGAGGGAAGUCUGAGGUCUACACUUCAUAAAUGGAAUGAGCAGACGUUUCGUGAUAAAGGAUUUCAGGCGUGGUUGGAAUUACCGGUUGUGAAAGGGGAAAUAAAUGGAGAGGAGGAGGAGGAGGGGCAAAAGAAGAAAAAGAAGAGCAGGAAGGAGAGAAAAUUGAAGGAGAAGGAAAGGAGAAGGUUUAGGAUUGUCAUUGUUUCGAAUAAUGCGCCCAUGAGUGUGAUCAUGGGUAAUCAGCAGCCGACUUGGAGUUUGGUACAGACGGACUCGAUACAGCAGAGUGAGAUUGUGGAGGCACCUGAUACUGAAUAUAGACAUCCGGGGGUGGCAGAGCUUGCAUAGCGGGCGAAUUUCAUGAGGUGCUUUGCUCAUUCACGAUGUUGGGGAGUUCAUCAGAUGGUAGAGGUACUUUUUUAUUCACCCUCGUUGCGGUACUUGCAUGACGGGCGAAUUGUAAGAAAUGAUUCGCUGGUUUCCACCUUCCGAAAGGCAACUACAUGAUAAAUUUCUUGCUCGUUCACCUAGCUUGCGGUACAAACGGCAAUUUUACUUUCGAGAUUGGCGUUAUCAACUCACACUAUUUUCACCUAUACCUAGCGCUUGCUCCUUCCGUAUGGUCAACCCCUUUCUUUUGC
Sclerotinia trifoliorum is the source of this 1377-nucleotide messenger RNA. The record is from the annotation of a GenBank genome assembly. Lineage: Eukaryota; Fungi; Ascomycota; Leotiomycetes; Helotiales; Sclerotiniaceae.